CCUCAUGUCAGGGAACAUGGCAGCAGGAAACAGGCAUGGCUUUUGAAAGUUCAAACCCACCCCCAGUGUUAUACCCCCAACAAAGCCACACCUCCUGAUCCUUCCCAAACAGUUCCACCAACUUUGGGGAUCACUCAAAUUUAUGAGCCUACAGGGGUUAUUGUCAUUCAGACCACCACAGAGUUCCAGUUGGUAACUUGGGGACACAGUCAAACCCCAAAAUAGAAGCGAGCACCGCUAAGCUUGGCCAUGGUGGAACAUGCCUAUCAUCCUAGUGCUGGGGAAAUGGGGCAGGAGGAUCAGGGUUGUUCUUGGCUUUACAGGAAGUUGUAGACUAGCCUGCACUAUACAAGACCCUGUUAAACAAAACCUGGCAUCCAUGGAUAGUGUCCUAGGUCCCCACGGGGGAGGGGUUCAGAAGAGGUUUGCUCUCCCUGGUUCACUGCGUAGCCCUCCUUUCCCAACUUCCUUCUAAGGAUCUCUUAAAGUUCUUCAGGAGCUGCCUCUGUGUGGCAGAAUGUGCUCAUUCCCCCAGUGAGUACUACCAGAGGGGACAAGGGACGAGGCGUUCGACUUCCUGGGGUGACUGGGACUUGGGGUGUGUGGGUUGUCUGUUCCUAGGUGGUCCAAAGCCCACAAUCUCCUGUGCCAGCAAAGGAUACAGAAAUUCCAGAUAGCGCAGGUGGUUAGAGACUCUACGGCAAUGCUCAGGGAGGGAUAUAAGACUUUCUUCGACACACUCUACCAGAACAACAUCCCGCUUUUCAUCUUCUCGGCGGGCAUCGGGGAUGUCCUGGAGGAAAUUAUCCGGCAGAUGAAAGUGUUCCACCCCAACAUCCACAUUGUGUCUAACUACAUGGAUUUCAGUGAGGAUGGUUUCCUGCAAGGCUUCAAGGGCCAACUCAUCCACACCUAUAACAAGAAUAGCUCCGUGUGUGAGAACUCUGGUUACUUCCAGCAGCUUCAGGGCAAAACCAACAUCAUCCUGCUUGGAGACUCCAUGGGGGACCUCACUAUGGCUGAUGGGGUCCCUGGGGUGAAGAACAUUCUCAAGAUUGGCUUCCUAAACGACAAGGUGGAGGAGCGGCGGGAGCGGUACAUGGAUUCCUAUGACAUUGUGUUGGAGAAGGACGAGACGCUGGACGUGGUCAACGGGCUGCUGCAGCAUAUCCUGCGCCAGGGGGACUGCAUGGAGCUACAGGGCUCCUAAGUACGAAGACUCAGGCCAGGUCCUGCAGGCAGUGAGGAGGGGGAAUGCCUGCCCACGAAGCCUCCUGUGUGAGCGCCGAGAGAAGUCCAGGGCAGCCGAGAGCUGCUGGGCCCUCCUCACUCUGACUCCUUCCCUAGGCCUUUGCCUUCCUCCUGCUAGCAAGAGGCUCGAAGGAGGCCCUGCCUGUCGGAGGGGAGGGCAGCAAGUGUGCUUCCAAGUGAACUGGGGACCACAGCAUGUUAGCCUUCUACGGACCAUCUAGUCCAAGGGCUCGUUCUAAGACAGUUUUCAGAGCUGGGAAUACAGACCACUCAGUGGCGAAGCACCUGUCUAGCAUGUGGCAGACCCUGGGUCUCUUCCCUAGCACUGUAAAAGAAGAAAAAGUAAAGCUGUACA
Messenger RNA from Microtus ochrogaster (prairie vole), 1606 nucleotides. Its product is annotated as 5'-nucleotidase, cytosolic IIIB. NCBI's taxonomy places the organism in Eukaryota, Metazoa, Chordata, Mammalia, Rodentia, Cricetidae. Bases 704 to 1210 code for a protein of 168 amino acids. Gene Ontology annotation, cellular component: cytoplasm. The transcript is spliced from 4 exons. Gene Ontology annotation, molecular function: 5'-nucleotidase activity; magnesium ion binding. The record is from RefSeq and is a predicted model, not a curated record.